AUGUCCUUAUUCGGCGCGCCUCCCGCUGCGGAGGCGCCUAAUCACACCCACGCGCCAUCCCACUCGCGUUCCAACUCGUUUUUCCAUGGCCGCCGCCAUUCGCGCUCCUCCUCCCUCGUCUUCAAGGAUUUCCCCCCGCAAAUCUCGCACCAGCGCGAUCCGUCCUUUGCCGAAUGGACCGGCGGGAAAGACCCCCGCACAUUGGCACCCUCCUCAUCCCCUCCGCAACCCACCGUUCCGCCGCAGGAACCGUCAGACUCAUGUCCCCUGGACUCCUCUUCCCCUCUGCCAAACCUCUUUCCGCUUAAGGAGCUGCAACAGGCUUCUUCCCCUUCGUCACUGCCGCAAUUAGGCAAGGUGAAGGAGCAAUGGCGGUCCAUCUCAAGCCUCUCUCUCCCUCGCGCAUUUUCCGGCCGCCUAGAGCACCUCGCCAUCCCCUCCCCCUCGGUCGAUCACGCUUCUAAGAACCGCCCACAUCCCUUCUCUCUCUUCCUGUCCUCGCUCCACGAUUCUCCGUCCGAAGGCUCCGCGGAGCCUUCCCCCGCGUCGCUUAUUAACUCCCCGAACUCCCCCAACUCCCUCAUUUCCCCCGACUCUCUUAAUUCCCCAUGCUACUCCUAUUCCACCGCGACUAGCUCCGCGGCUUCCACGCCUUUCGGCGGGCCGCCUUCGCUUUCAUCCCUCACCACCACCCCUUCCUCCGCCUCCCCUUCCUCUUCCACCUGGUCAGACCUCUCCCCUUCCGUCGCCUCCUCUUGCUCCUCCGCCGCUUCCCCGUAUCCCCUGCUCCGCCUCGCGCUCGACAGCCCCUCGGCGCGCAGCCCCUCCGUGCGGAGCCCUUCCGCUUCCGCCAAGGGCGCAGCCGCGCGCCUCUUCGACAGCCCGCGCAGCCGGUGCCAGAGCCCGCUAAGCCAAAGCAGUUUUCCGCCGUCGCAUCUGCAACCCUCCGCCCACCAUGGCGCGUUUCCGCGCUCGGGGAGCGGCGGAGCCGCUGCGCCCAGCCUGCUCGGGGGAGCCGCCAGCGCCUCCGCGUGUGCCGAUGGCGCUGUUAGCGAUAACAUGCUGACUAGUCCUGCUGCCGCCGGCGGGAGCCUGAGUGGCGGAACCUGUAGCGCCCGGAUGAGUGGGCGAACGGAAAGCGCGGGAGAUAUCGCAAGUGGGAGCAGCGACGGCUCUUAUCCCCAAACUGGCCGCUCCUCUGCUGACACGUGUCAGGAAUCAACGGCAGAGCUUGACCGCGGGCUGACGGACAUGGCGGCUGCAGCCGCCAUUGCUGCCGCCGUUGGCGGGCCAUGGGCGGCAGCGGAUCGAUUCCGAGUGGAGAGCAGCGCAGCGGCAGAUAGGCGGGCGGAACGGAGGCGGCGGUCGAAGGAUGGCAAUCGCAGCGGAAGCGGGAGUGGGAGUGAAGGGGAGACGGGCAGCCGGUCCGGGCGGCAUAGGCGCGACAGUUACAGUGACGGUCAGAGAGACGGUCGCAGACACCGGCACGAGGGGCGACAGCAAGGGAAGGAGAAGGGGGUCGGUGCGGAGAGCAACGAGCGGCAGAUGUACCGGCAGAAGCGGCACCAGCAGCACUACGAACGGCACCAUCACCAGCACCGCCACUCGCAGCAGCCGGAGCGAGCCGUGCAAGGGCGAGAGAGGCGAGACUCUGCCGACUUCUGGCUGUACAAGUCGUCGAGUGUCGGUGGCGGUGCUGUUGGCGGUCCGCAGCACAUGUCGCGAGUCAUUCCGAACCACCCCGACCAGCUAUCACCAUCGACAGGCCCCGCUGUCCUCUCAUGCCCCGGGCUCCAAGCGUCGGUGGUUGCUGUCGCUUCUCCGCGGUGGCAGCAGCAGUAG
This is a messenger RNA of Closterium sp. NIES-65, 1842 nucleotides long. NCBI's taxonomy places the organism in Eukaryota, Viridiplantae, Streptophyta, Zygnematophyceae, Desmidiales, Closteriaceae. The record is from the annotation of a GenBank genome assembly.